UUGGUCACGUUAUCAGGCACACCGGAGCGGGAUGAACGACACACUUCUGUCUUGUCAACUUUAGUUUGGUGUUGUUUAUGUGCUGUUGUACCAUAUUAUACAGCAUUUCACAGUUUAAUUCAUGGGCGCCGUGUAAAGGAGUUCUAUUUAAGACACUCUCUAUGUCUUUUUAAUCAAUAAAUCCAAAUAUUGUUUUGACUGAAUGAGGUUUUGUAGCUUAGCAGGCUAACUUCCCAUUGGAAAUCACGACUAGUUUUUGCUAGCUUAGCUGGCAGCAGCGACAGCCAGAGAAGCCAGAGGCAAGCAUGAACUGUCCCCCAACAAAGCGUCUCCGUGGCCUGAACAAGGAUGUAGUGACAGCAGUGGCUUUUGAUGACCCUUUUGGAGAUGAUGAAGAAUUCACCCAGGAAGUUUUAGAUGAAAUCGAUGAUAUCGCCUCGCAAGCCAUCACGUCGGCUUCGGAAGGUGUAGAGCCAGGGACAGGAUCCAAAACGACUCAGCCAGCCCGCGGGUCAUCCUGGCCAUCCUCCUUUGGGCAGAACAAACCUGUGAACAAAACCACAUCUAAUCAUAGCAGAGAAAAUGCAUUUUCUUUAAACAGUAGCCACAGAGAGAAUGCGGGGAUACCAAGUAGAGAACCAUUGGGUAACAGGCAGCAGCAGUUUGGGUCAGACAGAGAGGACUCCUACGGUCUCCUGGAGGCUCAGCAUGCAGAGCUGAAGAGGAAGCUGAAGGAGGUGGAAGAGGAGAUUGUGUUGAAGAGCGGGGAGAUCCGGGUCUUGAGGGACUCUCUAAAAGCAGCUCAACAGGAGAAGGAGGCUCGGAGACAGAAUCAGACCCUACUGGACACUCAGAGACAGAAAGAGUAUAGUGAAAGGGAAAAGGAGCUUAACAGGAAGGUUCAGUCUCUGCAGUCUGAACUGCAGUUUAAAGAAGCAGAGAUCAAUGAGAUGAAGACCAAACUGCACACUUCAGACAAAAACAAAACAGCCUCUCCGCUGCCUAGGAACAGUCCUAAAAUCCUGAAUCAUGGAAGCAGCAGCUCAUCCUCUCCAAUAGGAAAUGGUUUCAUCACCAAGGAGAUGUUUGGAGCCCAGGUAUCAUCCAGAGUGACACCAGUGAAGGCACGGAGAGAUGCAGAGAGAGGAGCAUCCAGCAGCAAAUCUAGUGAUGUGUCUCGACCAGACCCCUUCCUGUCUGUCAGACCGUCUCAUCUGCAGCACAGAGGUGGCAUCCUGCUGGGGCUAUUGCUGCAGCAGCCUCUUUCUCCCAGUAGCCUCGGGCUCUCUCAUUUGCUGAGUAUGAGUCUGACUGACAUUCAUCUGACAUCCAGUCGGCUGUCAGCAGGUUUUCUGCUCAACUCUGAUGCUGCAGCUGGUGUCAGUGGAGCUGGAGCUCCCAGAGCUGCUCUUAAUCCUGUCCAGAGUCUAGCUGUAACUGGACUCAACAUGCUGAGUCAGAGCCAACCGGCAUCUGCAGCCAGCAGCAAAAACAGGUCGUGUCCUGGAGGUGUCCUCCUCCUCUCUCUGUUGGACCUUCACCUGUCUCAGCUAUGCCAGUCUCUGGACUCGCUCCGCUCCUCCUCCGCUAGCAGCAGUGGUUUAGACUCUUCAGCUGCCAAUACACUUCCAGCAGGCCGCACUGCUGCAGCUUCUGCUGGGCUGCGAAGACUGGAGGAGGCUCGUUUAUGUGGGUUUAAAGUGGAGGACAUUGGCCUAGCUGCUCUGAGGCUCCUUUGUCUCCUGCUUGUCCACAGUGAUGAGGUGGUGGAGGCUGUGUUGUCAAAGGAGAGUCAGAGCAGAGCCAUCGACCGUAAGGCGGAUGGAGUGGACCUCUGCUCUCAGAACACUUUGUUACAGUCACUGCUGCGGUUGUGUGAUCCGUGGCCCGGUGGAAGCAGCCCACAGAUUGAGGCGAUUUCCCUCAAUGCCAUGAAGACUCUGUGUGUCUUAAUUGAGAGAACGCCAGACAAACAUGUUGACAGGUUAGAGUGUGUGAUGCCGGUGGUGUGUACGUGUGUGUCAGUGGACAGCCGGUUCCAGACAGUUUCACAGUGUGUGUCCAUCCUCACAUCGAUGUCUGACCAUGAAGCACUGGCGAAGAAGCUAUGCUCUCAGCAUGGUGAGGCUGCCCCCUCUGCAGCACUUUACCUUGUCUGAAGUUUAAUAUCAUUUAUAUGCUCGACCAAAGUCCUACAAGAAGCAAGUCUCAGAACUAUUUAUUUAUAUCUAAUUGAAUCCUUCCAUAGAUUUCAGUGCCAUGUUUCCACCUCUUAUGUUUCUGAAUACAAACCCAAUAAUAAAUACAAAACUAUAAUAAUUCUGACAGUCUGUCUCUAAAAACACGGUUUCUUUGCAUUGCUUCUUGUUCCAGGGUGUGCCUCACCUCUGCAGCCAUGCUGUAGCUCCUCUUUGCCAUGGUGGCACAACUCAGCGGCAUCUCUGCUCAGAGAGUGUGUGCUGCUGUUGCAUUGGUUGCUUCUGCAUCAUGGCAGCUUCUCCGAGAGCUGCAGGCCGCUGCUGCACAUGUACGACCAGGUGAUCCCUGCUGUACGAGACACGCUGAGGAAGAUCCCGGAUCUGACCGAGAGCGAGGAGUUGGCAUUGGACGAGAUCUGCCGCUCAGAGGGGGAUGAAGCUGAUGACAUGGACACUGACGCCGGCUCCUAAAUGGCUGCUCCCACUGACCUCUUGAUUUAGUGACGCAUGCGGGACAGUUUACUGACUGCUGAUGCAAUGUGUUUUAGACUGGAACAAGGACAGAGCAGCCUGUGGUUCUUAUCAGACUUCUAAGUGAAGUGAAGGUUUCACAGAAAUGGAAUAGAGGUGAGUCAGAGGUCUGACUGAAGUAAUGAACACAGAGUGUUUACUCUGCUUUCAGGUGGGAUUUCAUAAUAAAACAUGAAGGUGAGGGGGGAAAAAUCUCCUGUCAGUAUUUAUGUUUACUUGUAAUCUUUCUUUUCUUUCUCUUCUCCUAAUUUCUUUGUUAAAGUCAAGGCUACUCUUUUAUUUCUCUGUGCUUUCAACUAAUAUGUAGCUGGGUAUCGCCCCACAACUAUCAAAUAUCAGUACAACUACUGAUAUUUAAAAAAAAAAAAAAAAGGGUGGAAUUUCUUAACUGCUGUAUAAUUUAUAAUACUAUGAAACAGUUACUGCAACUCUCCAGUUCUUUAUUACUGGAUGAUUAGCAGAUGAUACUCUGCACCACUUUUGGAAAUUUCAUCAGUUUUUCCCAAAACCCUCUCUGAAUAUGGAGCUACCCUAAACUUUGCACUUGCACAGACAGGUCAACAGUCUCUCUUUCUAGCACCUCUAAGGGUCAUUCACUUGUUUGCACAGUUAUAUACAAACAUGUAUUAUUUGUAUUAUUAUGUUUAAAAAUUAAGGGUGUAAAAUUUAAAGCCAAUGAUACCAAAAUGCUGGUACAGGUACACUUCAGACUUGAAAAAAUGUUGUCUUAAGAUAAUACGGGGAUUGUGUGUGUACAUGUAAAAG
This is a messenger RNA of Pundamilia nyererei, 3494 nucleotides long. RefSeq names its product ATR interacting protein (gene atrip). Lineage: Eukaryota; Metazoa; Chordata; Actinopteri; Cichliformes; Cichlidae. Gene Ontology annotation, biological process: DNA repair; DNA damage checkpoint signaling. The record is from RefSeq and is a predicted model, not a curated record. The transcript has 15 exons.